This is a messenger RNA of Paramecium pentaurelia, 523 nucleotides long. NCBI's taxonomy places the organism in Eukaryota, Ciliophora, Oligohymenophorea, Peniculida, Parameciidae. The record is from the annotation of a GenBank genome assembly.
GUAUGGAAAUACAAAAAAAGAAAAGAGAAUUGACUGCUGAAUAAGUUUAGAAAAUAAAAGAUGGUUUCUAAAUUUAAAGAGUAAUUAUGAAAGACUCAGAAACUUAAUAAAUUUAUUGGGAUUCUAUUACAGAGAAAGUAUAUAAAAUAUAAUAAUUUAAAGAUCACCCAAGAUUUAAUUGAUAUUACUUUAGAUCCUAAAAUCAUUACUUCAAAAGCUGCUACUAGAUCAAUCUAAUUUUCAACUAAAGAGAAAUUAUAAGACUUAAUAUUAAUUUAAGAUGUAACAAUAUCAUAAUUUAAUAUAGGCUUAUUUACAUGAUAAGAAAAUUGAACAUUUUGUAUUUAAAUUUGGUUUUGUUAUGCCUGAUACUGUAAACACUUGGGAUUCUACCAUUGUUAAUAGACCACCUGAAUAAAUGUUGCCUAAAGAAAUCUAAUCAGGCAAUUUAAUAGUUGAUAUCUAAAUGUUUGAAUAAGAUCACCUUAUCUUUAAUGUAAAAGUGAGAAUAUUUUAUUCAUGA